Molecule: messenger RNA, 2259 nt
Organism: Piliocolobus tephrosceles (Ugandan red Colobus)
Lineage: Eukaryota; Metazoa; Chordata; Mammalia; Primates; Cercopithecidae
Gene: SYTL5
Product: synaptotagmin like 5
Exons: 17
Coding region: 1-2259 (752 amino acids)
Biological process (GO): exocytosis; intracellular protein transport
Cellular component (GO): plasma membrane; exocytic vesicle
Molecular function (GO): phospholipid binding; neurexin family protein binding; small GTPase binding
Source: RefSeq, a predicted model, not a curated record
AUGUCUAAGAACUCAGAGUUCAUCAAUCUGUCAUUUUUAUUAGAUCAUGAGAAGGAAAUGAUCCUGGGCGUCCUAAAGAGAGAUGAAUAUUUGAAAAAAGUGGAGGACAAGAGAAUAAGGAAGCUGAAAAAUGAACUCUUAGAAGCAAAACGUAGAAGUGGGAAAACUCAACAAGAGGCCAGCAGAGUUUGUGUUCACUGUCGGAGAAACCUGGGCCUAAUCUUUGACCGGGGAGACCCUUGUCAGGCUUGCUCACUGAGGGUAUGCAGGGAGUGUCGAGUUGCGGGCCCUGAUGGCAGCUGGAAGUGCACUGUCUGUGACAAAAUCGCGCAGCUAAGGAUUAUAACUGGUGAGUGGUUUUUUGAAGAAAAGGCAAAACGUUUCAAGCAAGUCAAUGUUCUCGGCACUGAUGUUGUCCGACAGUCCAUUUUAAGAAGAAGUCCAGGAGCUGAAGAAGUACAGAGCCAAGAGCAAACCUGCCACGAUGCAGAAAAGUCAGACACUUCACCUGUUGCUGGGAAGAAGGCCAGCCAUGAUGGACCCAAGAGAAAAGGAUUUCUUCUUAGCAAGUUCAGAUCAGCAACCAGAGGAGAAAUCAUAACUCCCAAAACUGAAAGUGGGCGGAGCUAUAGCUUGGACUUAGACGGUCAACAUUUUAGGAGUUUAAAGUCAGCUCCUGGUUCAGACAGGGGAAGCACUGGCUCAUCAGAUCUCAAUGACCAGGAAGCUGGUUCUAGGACCCCAAAAAGCAGUCGGAGCAAUGGUGUGACCCCAGUCACUCAGAGGUCUCUAGCCCCAAGCACACAAAGUGUGACCUCAGUCAUCAGUAGAGAGUAUGGUUUUGAAAAUUCCACAGAUUUGGCUGCUAUUGAAGGUACCUCUCAGGAGUUCACAAAGAGUCACUGCAGAAACACUUCUGGCACACCUUCCAUAGCAGUGUCUGGAACCUCUCUCUCCUCAGAUCAGAGUCGAUCUGAGUUAGAUUUGAGUGAGUCAUUUACAGAAGACUUAGAGGAUACUGUAAGCAUAAGAAGCAAGUCUGUCCCUGGGGCUUUAGACAAGGACUCCUUGGAAGAGUCUGAAGAAAGCAUUGAUGCCUUAGUGUCCUCGCAGUUAUCUACAAACACCCACAGUCUGGCAAGUGGCCUGUCGACUAAUUCUCAAGCAGGUUCUGACAGGAAGUGGACCUACCUAAAUGUGCCUGAUGCUGACUCAGACACUACCAGUCUUAACAGCAUGAUGAGUGUUUACAGUGAAACUGGAGACUAUGGCAACGUGAAAGUCAGUGGUGAAAUCCUUCUCCAUAUCAGCUACUGCUACAAAACUGGUGGGCUCUACAUUUUCAUCAAGAAUUGCAGAAAUCUGGCCAUAGGAGAUGAAAAGAAACAGAGGACAGAUGCUUAUGUCAAGUCAUACCUUCUUCCUGACAAGUCCCGGAACAAUAAGCGUAAGACCAAAAUCAGAACAGGCACCAAUCCAGAAUUCAAUGAAACACUAAAGUACACCAUCAGCCAUACCCAGCUGGAAACAAGAACGCUGCAGCUGUCAGUCUGGCACUAUGAUCGAUUUGGACGUAAUAGCUUCCUUGGGGAAGUAGAGAUUCCUUUUGACUCGUGGAACUUUGAAAAUCCAACUGAUGAGUGGUUUGUGCUUCAACCCAAGGUGGAGUUUGCUCCUGAUAUUGGCCUUCAAUACAAAGGAGAGCUGACAGUGGUUUUACGUUACAUUCCCCCGGAAGAGAAUCUGAUGCUUCCACCAGAACAACUCCAAGGAAAUAAGACUUUUAAAAAGGGAAAGAAGAAGGAGUCACCUGUAAUCUCUGGAGGAAUACUAGAAGUGUUCAUCAAAGAGGCAAAGAAUUUGACAGCAGUGAAGUCAGGAGGCACAUCUGAUAGCUUUGUGAAGGGCUACCUGCUCCCUGAUGAUAGCAAAGCCACCAAGCACAAAACUCUAGUAGUAAAAAAGAGUGUUAACCCUCAGUGGAAUCAUACAUUCAUGUUCAGUGGCAUCCAUCCCCGGGAUAUAAAGAAUGUUUGCCUAGAACUUACCAUCUGGGACAAGGAGGCCUUUUCCAGCAACAUUUUUCUGGGAGGAGUUCGUUUGAAUUCUGGAAGUGGUGUGAGCCAUGGGAAGAACGUGGAUUGGAUGGACUCUCAGGGGGAAGAGCAGCGCCUUUGGCAGAAGAUGGCCAACAACCCUGGAACUCCUUUUGAGGGUGUACUCAUGCUUCGUUCCAGCAUGGGAAAGUGUAGACUCUAA